AUGACCUCUUACAGCCUUAAUAAUAAUAUCGUGGUGACACAGGAGCAACUGGACCACUGGAACACCGCUCUGGCGGAAAUGAAGUCGCCUCACGAAAUCCUGGUCUGGGCCAUCGCGACGUUCCCACAUUUGUUCCAAACCACGGCUUUUGGACUAACGGGCCUCGCUACCAUAGACAUGUUGUCGAAAAUCCAAACCGAUCGCAUCGUGCCGCUCAUUUUCAUCGACACCCUGCACCAUUUCCCACAAACGCUGUCUUUGCUGGGAAAAAUGGAAGAACGCUACUAUAGGCCCCGCAACCAGCCUAUAAACGUUUUCAAGCCCGAGGGACUCGAUUCCGAAGCAGAGUUUGCUGCAAAACACGGCGACUUCUUGUGGGAGCGUGAUGACACCAAAUACGACUAUUUGGUCAAGGCUGAACCGGCCCAUCGGGCUUACAAAGAGCUGCGUGUCACGGCAAUCCUCACGGGUCGCCGCAAGUCCCAGGGUGGCAGCCGUUCCGCUCUGCGAUUCGUUGAGCUCGACGAGCUCAAUGGCGUUCUCAAGAUCAACCCUCUGGCCAACUGGGACUUUUCACAAGUAAAGGCCUACAUCGACGCCAAUCACGUGCCGUACAACGAACUGCUCGAUCUGGGCUACAAGUCUGUUGGGGACUACCAUUCCACCGUGCCGGUAGCAGAAGGGGAAGACGAGCGGGCUGGGAGAUGGAAGGGUCAGGCCAAGACUGAAUGCGGGAUUCAUGAAACCAGUCGUUUUGCUCAAUUUAUACAGCAGAAAAGCGAAUCUCAAAACUGA
Lachancea sp. 'fantastica' is the source of this 795-nucleotide messenger RNA. The record is from the annotation of a GenBank genome assembly. Lineage: Eukaryota; Fungi; Ascomycota; Saccharomycetes; Saccharomycetales; Saccharomycetaceae.